AUGAACACAGAUGUUCGGAAUAUAUGUUCAGGGAGAGAGCUGAAGGCAAGUACCGUGGUGGUGGAGUUCCUCUGUUGGCCAACUUCUGUCUCCUCCACAUCAGCAUGUCCGGUCUGUCUAUACUCUUAUUACAUGGCUUUGGUUCAGGAUGUUCAUGCUGUGCCUGCUGUCAACCACGUUCACUGCCAGACUUUUCUUGUGAAAGAGCCUGUAUGCCUAACGCAGUGCAGGCACUCUGUUAUGGCAGCCCUCUGCUCCACCAUCAUUUCAGCACAUUUCAUGGGGUUGCCUUCUUUUGAGAGCCCUGCUGUCCGCCAGCCACGUGUUUUAGAGGAAUGGCAGCAGAUGGUAGCUGAAGCAAUGGUGAUGGCCGGUAGAGGCUACCCAAGGCCUGCAACUCCCCAUUUCCAUCACUGCGCAGGAUGUAACACUGCUGCGUGGCGUCCACUGUCUGCUCCCGCCUCCGCUGGAUGUUUGAUUCUGCGACCACUGUCUGGGCAAAUUUCCAGAGAGUCUUCAAAGGGGAAGUCCAAUGUCCCGCAAAACCUGUGA
This is a messenger RNA of Rangifer tarandus platyrhynchus (Svalbard reindeer), 552 nucleotides long. Lineage: Eukaryota; Metazoa; Chordata; Mammalia; Artiodactyla; Cervidae. The record is from the annotation of a GenBank genome assembly.